AACUGCUCCUCUCUCUUUCUCUCUUGCUCUUGCUUUCUCUUUCUCUGUCUCUCUCCCCCACCCCUAAACCAAGCACAGGGAUAGUUGUCUUAUUAUUAAUGACUUAAAAUGAUGCUUUUGAACAAGAAGAUGCUGGGUACUUUUGGUGAUGAGUACCAUCCCCACUUUUUUUCUUUUACAUCCCUGAGCUAUUAUUUACUAAUACAUUCUUUUAUUCCUAUUUCUACUAAUGCUGAAUGUUACUUGGGUGGAAAGCGGAUUUGCCUUCUUUUGAAGGUCCUUAAACCGUUUGCUAAGAUUUCUGUCUGAGAGUUCCCACAGCCAGGGUUCUAGGAGAGUUUGGCAUAUCUGAACAGCUGAACCACGAAAUAACGGAGUAGGUCCGGCUGGGCCUGCCAGCCUUUAGGUGCUGUGCUGUCCUGAGACCUGGGCCAUGCCCGUGGGUGAGGAAAGCCCCUGAAGCUCUCCUGCAGGAAGAAGCAUGCAGAGCACCCCUGGAAGAGGCAUGGGCCCUGGGCUGUCCCCUGUGGACAGGCGGACGCUCCUGGUCUGCAGCUUUAUCCUGGCAGCAGCUUUGGGCCAAAUGAAUUUCACAGGGGACCAGGUUCUUCGAGUCCUGGCUAAAAACGAGAAGCAGCUUUCACUUCUCAGGGACCUGGAGGGCCUGAAGCCCCAGAAGGUGGACUUCUGGCGUGGCCCAGCCAGACCCAGCCUUCCCGUGGACAUGAGAGUUCCUUUCUCUGAACUGAAAGAUGUCAAAGCUUACCUGGAGUCUCAUGGUCUUGCUUACAGCAUCAUGAUAAAGGACAUCCAGGUGCUGCUGGAUCAGGAGAGAGAAGCCAUGGCGAAGUCCCGCCGGCUGGAGCGCAGCACGAGUAGCUUCAGUUACUCCUCUUACCACACUCUGGAGGAGAUAUAUAGCUGGAUGGACAACUUUGUAACUGAGCAUUCGGAUAUUGUCUCAAAAAUUCAGAUUGGCCACAGCUUUGAAAAUCGGUCCAUUCUUGUCCUAAAGUUCAGCACUGGAGGUUCUCAGCGCCCGGCCAUCUGGAUGGACACUGGAAUUCACUCCCGGGAGUGGAUUACCCAUGCUACCGGCAUCUGGACUGCCAAGAAGAUUGUCAAUGAAUAUGGUAAAGACCACAUCCUGACAAACAUACUGAAGUCCAUGGAUGUCUUUGUGGAGAUCGUCUCCAACCCUGACGGGUUUGCUUUUACCCACAGCAUGAAUCGCUUGUGGCGGAAGAACAAGUGCAACAGACCCGGAGUCUUCUGCAUUGGUGUGGAUCUUAACAGGAACUGGAGGUCAGGCUUUGGAGGAAAUGGUUCUAACGACAAUCCCUGCUCAGAGACUUACCGGGGGCCUUAUCCUCACUCAGAGCCAGAGGUGGCUGCCAUUGUGGACUUCAUCACGGCCCACGGGAACAUCAAGGCUCUGAUCUCCAUCCAUAGCUACUCUCAGAUGCUCAUGUACCCUUAUGGCCACUUGUUGGAGCCUGUUUCAAACCAGGAGGAGUUGUACAACCUCGCCAAGGACGCAGUGCAAGCCCUGUAUGAGGUCCAUGGGAUCAAGUACAUUUAUGGCAGCGUCAGCACCACCCUCUAUGUGGCCAGCGGGAUCACCGUCGACUGGGCCUAUGACAGCGGCAUCAAGUAUGCCUUCAGCUUCGAGCUCCGGGACACCGGGCGCUAUGGUUUCUUGCUGCCAGCCACAGAGAUCAUCCCCACGGCCCAGGAGAUGUGGAUGGCGAUUCGGACCAUCAUGGAGCACACCCUGAAUCACCCCUAUUAGCAACAGGACCAAGGCAGAGCAGGAGGGUUCGUCCUCUUCCCCAAGGCCUGGGGCUCCUCCUAAACCCCAAAUUAUGUACCCUACCCCCCACACCCCUGCCCUCACCCCUUAGAAAAUAAAAGCAAGUUUGAACAGGC
This is a messenger RNA of Rhinolophus ferrumequinum (greater horseshoe bat), 1929 nucleotides long. It is a transcript of the gene CPA5, whose product is annotated as carboxypeptidase A5. Gene Ontology annotation, biological process: proteolysis. Gene Ontology annotation, molecular function: zinc ion binding; metallocarboxypeptidase activity. NCBI's taxonomy places the organism in Eukaryota, Metazoa, Chordata, Mammalia, Chiroptera, Rhinolophidae. Bases 482 to 1792 code for a protein of 436 amino acids. The transcript has 12 exons. The record is from RefSeq and is a predicted model, not a curated record.